AUGACAUCUCUACUUGAGAUCCAGAUUCGCGAUCUAAUCUAUGAGGUCAUGGUGGUCCUCCAGAAUUCGCAUCCUUCAGAUGCUGAGGUCAAGAUCGGGGCAAUGAUUACACACCAGUUAUACUCCAAGUUGCAAGAACACCCUGCUUACCAGAACAAGCAUCUACCGCAUCUCGAUGCUGCUGUGCGAAGAGUGGCUGAAAAGAUUGCAAAGGAGAAUGAGGUCGAGCUAACUGCCGAUUUGGUCGCAACCAUUGAUCAAUUUCUUCCAGAUGAUGAUGGAACUUCUGAAGUGCAGGUCAUAAAACAAAUGGAGUUUCCCAGAUCCCAGCGCCUUACUUCUACUAAGCGUAUGAUGAAUGUCACCACUGGGAAUGGCAAUGUUCAUCCAAUAACACCCCUUCCUCGGGUUCCUGACGCCACUUUCCGUGCUCUCGGUGGUUACAGAGUUCAAAAGUCGAAAGCAGUUGCGGUCAACGAAUUCAAGGGACGGUUGAUCACGGCUUCGCAAUUGCGCUGCCUGUGGUCCUGUUUCCUACCACGACAUGCCAUCAACAAAACUCGCUCAAAUAAGAGAAAAGGCACGGGUGGUGGAAACGAAAGUCCGAGCAGGAACAAUUGA
Messenger RNA from Exophiala bonariae, 621 nucleotides. RefSeq lists its product as uncharacterized. Lineage: Eukaryota; Fungi; Ascomycota; Eurotiomycetes; Chaetothyriales; Herpotrichiellaceae. The transcript has a single exon. The record is from RefSeq and is a predicted model, not a curated record. Bases 1 to 621 code for a protein of 206 amino acids.